Plutella xylostella (diamondback moth) is the source of this 611-nucleotide messenger RNA. RefSeq names its product ribosomal protein S7 (gene RpS7). Gene Ontology annotation, biological process: rRNA processing; translation; ribosomal small subunit biogenesis. The record is from RefSeq and is marked provisional. NCBI's taxonomy places the organism in Eukaryota, Metazoa, Arthropoda, Insecta, Lepidoptera, Plutellidae. Gene Ontology annotation, molecular function: structural constituent of ribosome. Gene Ontology annotation, cellular component: ribosome; small-subunit processome; 90S preribosome.
AGAUGAGUUCGAAAAUCAUCAAGGCUAGCGCCGCCGAGCCCGAUGGCUUCGAGACCUCGAUCUCGCAGGCCCUGGUCGAGUUGGAGACCAACUCUGACCUGAAGGCGCAACUUAGGGAGUUAUACAUUACCAAGGCUAAAGAAGUUGAACUCCACAACAAAAAGUCAAUCAUCAUCUACGUGCCCAUGCCCAAGCUGAAGGCUUUCCAAAAGAUCCAGAUCAGACUUGUCCGUGAACUCGAGAAGAAAUUCUCUGGCAAACACGUUGUCUUCAUCGGUGACCGCAAGAUCCUGCCCAAGCCCAGCCACAAGACCCGUGUCGCCAACAAACAGAAGAGGCCACGAUCAAGGACCCUGACGUCAGUGUACGACGCGAUCCUGGAGGACCUGGUGUUCCCCGCGGAGAUCGUCGGCAAGCGCAUCCGGAUCAAGCUGGACGGCUCCCAGCUCAUCAAGGUGCACCUGGACAAGAACCAGCAGACCACCAUUGAACACAAGGUGGACACCUUCCAGUCUGUCUACAAGAAGCUGACGGGGCGUGAAGUCACCUUCGAGUUCCCGGAACCCUACUUGUAAAUUAGACAUAACUUUACAAUAAAACACUAAAAAAAU